UGUCCACUGCUCAAGGCCUGCCAGUGGACGGAAGCGCAGUGAGCGCAGAGUAGCUAGUGUCUUGAAAUAGAAAACAAGAAUACAACGUUCUGUUGUGAGAAGGGAUCAGUCCUUCGUUAAAUCUGCCCUUGACUUGUCUGCGUAUCUUUUGAGAGGAUUUUUGAAGGUGAAUUUCUUCUUGAAUGACCAAGAAAAAGUCAGCACCGUUUUCAUCAUGAACAGGAAUAAGCGUGAGAAAGAAUAUUACAGUAUUGAUGUAGGAGAUUCAACUUUCACUGUUUUGAAGCGGUAUCAGAAUUUAAGACCAAUUGGAUCUGGAGCACAAGGCAUCGUCUGCUCAGCAUACGACCACGUCCUUGAACGAAAUGUUGCAAUUAAGAAACUUAGCCGACCCUUUCAGAACCAAACACAUGCCAAACGGGCUUACCGAGAACUGGUCCUUAUGAAAUGUGUUAACCACAAAAAUAUAAUUGGCUUACUAAACGUGUUCACGCCACAGAAGACACUUGAAGAAUUCCAGGAUGUUUAUAUAGUGAUGGAGUUGAUGGAUGCUAACCUGUGCCAGGUGAUUCAAAUGGAGCUGGACCAUGAGAGACUCUCCUACCUGCUUUAUCAGAUGCUUUGUGGCAUCAAACACCUACAUGCUGCCGGCAUCAUACACAGGGAUCUGAAGCCCAGUAACAUAGUAGUAAAAUCUGACUGUACGCUGAAGAUUCUUGACUUCGGUCUGGCCCGGACCGCUGCCACCGGCCUUCUCAUGACCCCUUACGUAGUGACACGCUACUAUCGUGCCCCUGAGGUCAUUCUUGGAAUGGGUUACCAAGCCAAUGUUGAUGUCUGGUCUAUUGGCUGCAUCAUGGCUGAAAUGGUCAGAGGUAGUGUGUUGUUUCCUGGCACAGACCAUAUUGACCAGUGGAACAAGGUAAUCGAGCAGCUGGGCACGCCAUCUCAGGAGUUCAUGAUGAAACUGAACCAGUCUGUGAGGACUUACGUGGAGAACAGGCCCCGCUAUGCUGGCUACAGCUUUGAGAAGCUCUUCCCAGAUGUGCUGUUCCCUGCAGACUCCGAACACAAUAAACUAAAAGCAAGCCAGGCGCGAGACUUGUUAUCCAAAAUGCUGGUAAUAGAUGCGUCGAAACGAAUCUCAGUAGAUGAGGCCCUCCAGCACCCCUACAUCAAUGUGUGGUACGAUCCAUCAGAAGUGGAAGCGCCUCCACCGGCGAUCAUGGAUAAACAGCUUGAUGAGAGAGAACACACAGUGGAAGAGUGGAAAGAGCUCAUAUACAAGGAAGUGCUGGACUGGGAGGAGCGGACAAAAAACGGGAUGAUCCGAGGACAGCCAGCCUCACUAGGUUCAGCAGUGAGCAAUGACUCCCAGGAGCCCUCGACGUCAUCCUCCUCCAUUAAUGACGUCUCGUCCAUGUCCACCGACCACACCUUGGCCUCGGAUACAGACAGCAGUCAGGAGACCUCCACGGGAGCACUGGGCUGCUGCAGAUGACUAUCCUCGUUCCUCCAGUCCCUGCUACCACCUGUAUUAACUGGCACAGCGUACACGCCAGUUUGGAAACAUGUCCUCCUUUCUUUUUUAAACUGAUAAGUUCUUUUGAAUUGUCAAAAAUAAGAGGUAAGAGUUUUUGAGGGCUCCUUAAAAGCUUUUACACCAAACCAGCAUUACUCUGAUUACUUUAAUGUUAUUCUUUUUGUACUUUGAUUUGACAUCAGAUUAAAGCUACUACUACGUCAUCUUGCCAUUUGGAUGUGGAAUGGUUUGAGUUUAUUUGUAAAGAUAAAUGGUAUUUUCGGGAUGUUUGAUUUUUCAGGUUUGCAGAGAGCCAUUUUAAUCACUAAUUAGUGGAGGUUCAUGAAGUGGCACAUCCAUCUUCUGGCCAAAUGUCGGCAAUGAGUAUUCCCACACUGUUACUACUGUUUUGGAGUCAGUGGUGUCAUAAAAUGCAUCGGAUCGCAGUUUGAGCGACACAUUGUAUUGGUCUAAGAAGCAAAGGUUGUUUAAAUAUGAAAUUUACCUAAAAACAUUUAGUUCAUUAUUUGAAAAACAGUAGUUUAUUUGGUUGUCUUAAAAUACAAUUAAAAAAGUGCUUUUAUUGUCAUUAAGCUACUCUUUUCUUUUUAUUUUAUUUCUAAUUUUAGUACACAAGAUUGUGUAAAAAAAAAAAAAAAAAAAAUCCCAGUGUCACAAUGUGUAAUCCAGUCUGUACAUAUUUCAACCUAAAACAACGAAAACAGUAACUUAGAGCAUUCUAUUAAGCUUUCCUUCAGUGUAUAGCCCAGUACAGGAAUACAAGGCAAAAUCUUCUUCUUAUAAAGCUCUUGUUUUGAACAGUUCAGUAUAUGAUAUGAAACUGAAAUUGGGUAUUUGGCUUGUAGCAAUAUGUGAAACACUAGGGCUUAUGCUUAUGAAUUUACAGUACUCAUGUUUGAUUUACAACCAGGAGACCUGUAUCUAUGUGAUCUCAUGUUAUGAGAAACAAAAAACAGCUCCCAAAGGUGAUCUGAUGAAUGCGAUUUAGGAUACAGUGAUCAUGGUAAAUGGAUGAAGAAAUAGGCUGCAGGUUCCCAAUGGAUCCCCAAGGAACCACUUCUUUUUAAUAGACUGUAGUGGUUUAUGAACAGCUGUGUAACGCUCAUAAAAAGAUGGGCCAUCAAUUUUCCACUCUAAUUUUUGGGAAAAUAUCACAUAUUUCAAAUGUUAUGCAUUGUGCAAAUGUAAUGUUCGGAAUGUAAUUAUAUGUUUACAAUAAUUAAUGUAAUGUAAACCAUCCUCCUUCUACUGUACACUUUAUGAAAAGAAUACAACAAAAUCCUUUUGAACUGAAAUUCAUGCUAAAUUUAGAAUUGAUAUUCAUCAUUGGCUUAAUACCUAGGGAUUUUUAUUUUGUGUAUAAAAUGGAUUAAGUGCCUGAGUCCAGCAUUCAUUCCUGAAUUCGAAAGAUGGAGACAUUUUGGAGACAGAGGUUUUUCAAAGUAAUACUGUUCAUAUCAUGUGGUGUCUAUUUUUCUAUUGUAUUGGUAUGCCGUAGAUUGAAAGGGUAAAGCUUAUUGAGAAGAUGAUAGAACUUUAUCAUGACACAUGAUAAAUUAUCUGAUAAUUUGUAAAGGGAAAUUUCUUCAAACGAGGUCUUUCAUCAAAGUAUUAGAAAACUGGAAAUUGGUUAUUUUUGGUGUGUUUGAAUAUGGUUUGCAGCUUUAUUUUGUUGACGGAAAUAUGCAAGAUAUUGCAUCAAAUGCUGUAGGUGUCUGGGGACUACUUUUCAUGAGGCAAUGUAAUGGAAUGUAAAUGUGUAUGUGUGGUGAUAGCUGGGGAUGCAGGAAAAGUAAAGGUUAUUGUUUGCAUAAUAAUUGGCCUACAUUGGGGUUAGGGGUGGGGUCAUUUUAAGAGCUCUUAUUUUUCUUUGUUCUCUUUUGGGAAGUUAAUGAAUUUUAACAUGAUUUUUCUUUUUCUUUUUUUUUUUCACAUUUGCUUUUAUCUCAUCUCUCAAACAUUUUAAAAUUUAGAUCAAAGUAGGCUUUGAUGAACUACCUCCCUCACUUUUUUUUUUUUUUUUUUUUAUUAUUUUUUUGCAAAGUAGCUGCCCAUAAGAUGUUAAUACAGAUUUCAUUAUUUAUUUAUUUUGGAAGUGAACUAUUGUCAAUAGUAGGUAACGUAUAGUUUUGUACAUUAUGUAUACUUCAAGAAGUAAAAGAACUGAAAUGUAAAUUUGAUCUUUUCAUUUAAUUUUCUUUGUAUUAAUUUUUUACAGUUCAUGUGCAAUACCCACUGCUGUCAUGCUAGUUGUAAAUUGAUAGAUCUAGACAUGUUAGUUUGAUGCACCCAGAGGUCGAGAUGUUUGGUACUUUGGUCUUUUAAAUCUGGAUUGUAUUUUUUAUUUUUGGUUGAUUAUCAUAGGCAUGAUGUUACAAACCUGUCUUACCAAAAAUUGAAAAUCUAUGGCUGACAAAUGUGUUAGGAAGGUGUUAUGAAUGGCCAUUGGAUUUUUUUUUUUUUUUUUUUUUUUUACUUGGAAAGGCCAAUUCAAAAGCAUCUGUAAAAUAUCUUGAAUUACCAGCUUGUUCAUAUUUGUUGCUGGUAUGUAAUAUUUGCUAGCAAUGCGAGCCCUACAUUUAGUUGUAAAUUUCUAGCUCUGUGUGCACCCUGAACAGCAUACAGAUAAUGAGAAGUGCACUACUACAGAGAAUGCACUGGGAUGUUAUGAUACCAACAUGAACAUGACCUGCAAAUAAACACUUCAGUUUGAAUCAGAA
Molecule: messenger RNA, 4263 nt
Organism: Myxocyprinus asiaticus (Chinese sucker)
Lineage: Eukaryota; Metazoa; Chordata; Actinopteri; Cypriniformes; Catostomidae
Product: mitogen-activated protein kinase 8-like
Exons: 12
Coding region: 215-1501 (428 amino acids)
Biological process (GO): JNK cascade; protein phosphorylation
Cellular component (GO): cytoplasm; nucleus
Molecular function (GO): ATP binding; JUN kinase activity
Source: RefSeq, a predicted model, not a curated record